Fimicolochytrium jonesii is the source of this 1728-nucleotide messenger RNA. Its product is annotated as thiamine diphosphate-binding protein. The transcript has 7 exons. Gene Ontology annotation, biological process: response to nutrient; branched-chain amino acid catabolic process. Gene Ontology annotation, molecular function: catalytic activity. The record is from RefSeq and is a predicted model, not a curated record. Lineage: Eukaryota; Fungi; Chytridiomycota; Chytridiomycetes; Spizellomycetales; Powellomycetaceae. The coding region runs from base 255 to 1454 and encodes 399 amino acids.
CAGCGGGAUACUGCAAGUUGAACUCGAAGCCGGGAAGUCACGGUUAGGAACAAACGCGGUUGCGCGGUGCUUGUGCGACGGCCACAAAGUGCAUUCAUCAACGGCCGCCGCUGUCGAUUUGUUGCAACGCGCAAGUCACGCUCCUCCUCGAGACCUUCGUCGUGACCUCUCGCUCUCCCGUCUCCGUCUCGCCUGAAAAAGACCCCCAUCUCCGUCGUUCGCCCCGUCAACUUACUCGCCCCAACACAACAGCCAUGCGUUCCACACUAGCAGCAGCAGCAGCAGCGUCCCGCCUGGCUCUCCUCAGGCAGUCCCGGCUAUGUGCGCCAGCGCGCCGUGGGUAUGCUUCCCCUGCUGGGACUCCACCGCCAGCUGAGGGGUUCAUGCCAGGUGUCGCUACCAGUCGGUUUAUGAAGCAAACGACGGAGCAGGCUCUGGCUACCAAGGGUCUCCUUGGCUCUCCCGGAACCGAGUCCAAGAAGCUCAACUUGUUCCAAAGUGUCAACGAGGCUAUGGACAUUGCUCUGGCCACUGACCAGAACGCAGUGGUGUUUGGUGAGGAUGUCGGAUUCGGAGGUGUCUUCAGGUGCACGAUGGGUUUGCAAGAAAAAUACGGGCAAGAUCGUGUCUUCAACACCCCACUGACGGAACAGGGCCUGGUUGGAUUCGGUAUUGGCAUGGCUGCCGUGGGUCACACCGCUAUUGCAGAGAUUCAAUUUGCGGACUACGUCUUCCCUGCUUUCGACCAGAUCGUGAACGAGGCGGCAAAGUACCGGUAUCGAUCUGGGAACCAGUUUGACUGUGGAGGCCUGACCAUCCGUAUGCCGUGCAUGGCGGUCGGACACGGAGGGCACUACCACUCGCAAAGUCCGGAAGCGUACUUUGCUCACACUCCUGGUCUGAAAGUGGUAGUCCCGCGGUCCCCAUUGCAGGCGAAAGGACUUCUACUAGCUGCCAUCCGCGACCCCAACCCUGUGUUGUUCAUGGAGCCGAAGAUUCUGUACCGUGCUGCUGUCGAGCAAGUGCCAACCGGUGAUUACACGCUGCCAAUAGGGAAGGCCGAGAUCUUGCGCGAAGGCAAGGACAUUACAAUUGUUUCUUGGGGAUCACAACUAUACGUUCUCGAGACCGCCAUCGCAAUGGCAGAAAAGGAGAUACCCGGUCUGUCCGUCGAGCUCAUUGACCUGAGGUCCGUCCUGCCGUGGGACGUGGAAACUAUUGAGAAGUCCGUCAACAAAACCGGACGCCUGUUGAUCGCACACGAAGCCCCCGUCACCUCCGGUUUCGGUGCCGAGAUCGCAGCGACCAUCCAAGAACGAUGCUUCCUGCGACUCGAAUCUCCCAUCCAACGUGUCUGCGGCUGGGACGUGCCUUUCCCCUUGGUCUUUGAAAAGUUCUACGUCCCCAGCGCCAUCCGUUGUGUGGACGGCAUCAAGAGGUCGUUGAACUACUGAGCAGCUUAUUGACAUUGGAGGGAGUACUGCCGUAGUAGGCAGCUCAUAGGACAGGCAGGACCUUUGACGGGGCGUCACCAUCCAUCCUUCGCUGUAGAGGGAAUUGUAGAUUUUUAUUUUGGGGCUGUCUUCGUAGCGCAGAUAGAUAUCGGCGCUGAGAUUGUUCCUGCGACACAUAGAUCAUCUUGCAUCCAUACUCGGGUUCGGUUGGGAUUUGUCUGAUUUGUUCAUGAGCCUGCAGCUGAGCCUGGAGGCUCCGAAUCCAUGAAGCUCU